Messenger RNA from Oncorhynchus kisutch (coho salmon), 4180 nucleotides. Its product is annotated as sepiapterin reductase. The transcript has 3 exons. The coding region runs from base 181 to 1008 and encodes 275 amino acids. Gene Ontology annotation, molecular function: sepiapterin reductase (NADP+) activity. The record is from RefSeq and is a predicted model, not a curated record. Gene Ontology annotation, biological process: tetrahydrobiopterin biosynthetic process. Lineage: Eukaryota; Metazoa; Chordata; Actinopteri; Salmoniformes; Salmonidae.
UGCUUGAACAUCCUAAAGUGGGCGGGAUAAAAGAAGUGCUCAUUCGUCAUGUUUAUUUUUGGCAUCCAUAUCCGUUCCUCAAUCUAAUCGAUUUGAACAAUUAUUUUAAAACGGUUCUUUACAAAACUCUGCCAGCCUUUAUAAGUAGAAGCUGUACAUCUCCGCUCCCAUUUCACCAAAAUGCAGGCCAAUGGUAUCUGCAACGUAAUUAUACCAGACGCGAAGGACCUAGGGAGAGCGCUGUGCAUCAUCACCGGGGCGUCCAAAGGAUUUGGCCGAACCAUAGCGAAAGAGAUUUCUCUGUUACUUAAACCGAGGUCGGUGCUUGUUUUGGCCGCUCGCUCCGAUGACAAAUUGCGGGAACUCCAGGAAAAUUUGGCUUCGUCGGAUGCGGGCAGGGCAGGGUUGGUAACUCGUUGUGUUGUCGUAGACCUGGGAAUGAAAGAAGGGGUGGAAAGUGUCAUCAGGGCGGCGAAAGAGAUUUCCUCCGAGGAUAUUGAACAUCUCAUACUGAUAAACAAUGCUGCCUCUCUGGGAGACGUGUCGCGCUAUGCCCAGAGUUUCACCAACAUGGCGGAGGUGGACUCCUACCUGUCACUCAACGUAAGCUCCGCCCUCAGCCUGACAGCCGGCCUGCUGCAGGUGUUCCCACGACGACAGGGGCUGCGGCGCUGUGUAGUCAACGUGAGCUCGUUGUGUGCCCUGCAGCCCCUCCCCUCCUGGGUGCUGUACUGCACAGGCAAGGCAGCCCGAGACAUGAUGUUCCGUGUGCUGGCAGAGGAGGAGCCGGACCUUCGUGUACUCAACUAUUCCCCAGGUCCCCUGGACACGGACAUGCAGGUGGAGGCCAGGGACUGCACGGCAGACCCUGGUGUGAGGAAGUCCUUCUCAGUCAUGCUCUCCCAGGGUCAGCUGCUCACCUGUGAAGACUCCUGUGCUAAGCUGAUGAAGGUGCUGCUGGAGGAUGAAUACCCCUCCGGAGCACACCUUGAUUUCUAUGAUCUGUAGGGAGAGAGGGGGGAACUAGAAGACACAGUGUGGCUCAGACUGGAGAUUAAUAUUUCUGGUGUAGGUACAAUUUUAUAGCCAGAACAACUGGUACAGAUUAGUUAGUUCGCGUCAAAGAUGGUUUUGGGUUAAUAAGAUCUAAUUCUAAACCUGUUUUCGAAGGUGGUAAGGAUUGAGUGAACCUUUUACCGAAUCAGGAGACAUGGAGAGAAAGAAGGUUGAAGAUGUUUCUGUCAUCUAAUGCCAUAGGCCUACUGUAGUUACUGAGUUUGGCAAACUAUCCUGAGUCAAUGUUAGGGCCUAACAUUCCAUCCCAUGACAGUACUGUUCUAAUUUGCCUUGGAACUUUUGGUACCAAAAUAGCAUAUAUUAAAGUUCUUUAUCUCAAACAAAGUUUACUGAACUCUAAACUGCAUCUUUUGAUCUGCCAUUUCCUAGUUGUUAGUGGUGCUGAUAUGCUCGUGUUUGUACAAAUGGUCACAGCCUAACAAAACCAAUGAAAUCAAGUGAAGGCCGCAACUUAUUGGGUGAUUUAACGUUGAUUAUUUAUUGUUCCUUAUAUGAUCAUACGUGUAUACUUGAAUGGUGCCUUCUUGCAUUACCUCUGCUUAUAUGUAGAUCUGUUUUUGUAGUAUAGAUGUACCAUUCAAAAACAUUCCUAUUUAUUGAGACCAAAUUUACUGCUGUUAAACAGUAUAGAGCAAUUAUUUUCUCCAAUCUUCCUGUCUGCACUUUUAUUAAUGCCUUUGCUUUUUAAGAGUUGUUGUGCUCUACGUGUGGCAUUUCAUGGAGGUAUUCCAUAUGUUUCAGUGUUGUAGUGAAAUCCUGCACAGAGCCUUCACCGUGCUCUACCACUAACUUCUUCAUGAUUGGUGUGUUCCCUGUGGGACAGUUGCACUAAUGCGAUUAGCAUGAGGUUGUAUGUAACAAAAACAUAUCUGAUAUUGGCAGAAAGCUCACAUUCUUGUUAAUCUAACUGCACUGUCCAGUUUACAGUGACUAUUACAGUGAAAUAACACCAUACUAUUGUUUGAGGAGAGUGCAGUUUUGAACAUGAAAUGUUAUUAAUAAACAAAUUAGGCACAUUUGGGCAGUCUUGAAACCCCCCCCCCCCCCCCCCCCCCCGCCCAAAUGCAAUGGUUCAUUGGAUCAGUCUAAAACUUUGCAUACACCGCUGCCAUCUAGUGGCCAAAAUCUAAAUUGCAUCUGGGCUGGAAUAAUACAUUAUGGCCUUUCUCUUGCAUUUCUUUGUAUUAUCUUUUACCAGAUCUAAUGUGUUAUUCUCCUACAUUCCUUUCAUAUUUCUACAAACUUCAUGUUUCCUUUCAAAUGGUACCAAGAAAAUGCAUAUCUUUGCUAGAGGCAGUUCGAUUUGGGUAUGUCAUUUUAGGCGUAAAUUGGAAAAAGGGAGCCGAUCCUUAAGAGGUCUUAAGAGCGCACCAGCUAUCAAGAAGGAGGAUGUAAAUGUUUCUUCUGUGUGUGUGAGAGCUCUCGGUUGGCGCGACAGACAAACCAACGGCAUAUUGGACAGACAGGCAGAUGAGUGCAACUGAGACGGAAGUUAACAGCCAAGACCGUUCUGUCUGUCGCGCUCUCUCUCUGUGCUUUACACUGGAGUGGACUUUUUAAGUGUUCAGUGUGGUUGGGAACGGUAAAUGCGCUGUUGACAUUUUCGUUAAAUAGAGAGUGUGCAUUUGAGUACUGUAUAUUGCUUAUAAUUGUUGUAUUCUCAUGUAACUGUAUGGGUUGAUUUGUGUAUUGGCUUAAAAUACUUGAGCCUUUUUUUUUACCCCCUUUUUCUCCCCAAUUUCGUGGUAUCCAAUUAUUAGUAGUUACUGUCUUGUCUCAUCGCUACAACUCCCAUAUGGGCUCGGGAGAGACGAAGGUCGAGAGCCAUGCGUCCUCUGAAACACAACCCAACCAAGCUGCACUGCUUCUUAACACAGCGCGCAUCCAACCCGGAAGCUAGCCGCACCAAUGUGUCUGAGGAAACACCGUACACCUAGCGACCUGGUCAGCCACAGGAGUCGCUAGUGCGCUGAAAGACGAGGAUAUCCCUACCGGCCUAACCCAGGCAACGCUAGGCCAAUUGUACGUUGACCCAUGGACCUCCCAGUCACGGCUGGCUGCCGAGCCUCUGGUGGCACAACUAGCACUGCAAUGCAGUGCCUUAGACCGCUGCGCCACGGGGAGGCCCACUUUGGGGACAUUUUAAAGGCCUUUUAUGUAUUGAAUCACACACACCCAUUAAUGUAACCCACUCCCUCUGUCAGGAAUACAGAUGGACAUGUAGUGUAGUGUAUGUGGACACCCCUUCAAAUUAGUGGAUUUGGCUAUUUCAGCCAUAUCUGUUGCUGACAGGUGUAUAAAAUUGAGCAAUCCGCCAUGCAAUCUCCAUUUACAUACAAUGACAGUAGAAUGCCCCAUACUGAAGAACUCUGUGACUUUCAAUGUGGACCCAACAAGUCAGUUCAUAAAAUUUUGGCCCUGCCAGAGCUUCCCCGGUCAACUGUAAGUACUGCUAUUGUGAAGUGCAAACAUCCAAGAGCAACAAUAGCUCAGCCGCGAAGUGAAAAUCAUAUAAAAUUACAAAAUUCCUGCAGUUUAUUUUUAUUUGGAAACUAAUAUUAUACUUGUUUGACUGCUUACAUUACAGUAUUCAUAGUUAUUCUGCUGUUAUGAAGUCAAAUGCUUUGUGGUAUAAUCUUAGAUUCACAGAUGGUGUUGCAUAGUUUCCUACUCAGCUGAUCAGUGUUUCGUUUCUGCAGCAACAGACCAGUCAGACCUUUGAGUACAACAGGACAAAUAGGGUAAAUGCUCAGAGCCACUGUCUUAAGUCUCUCCCAUCUUCACCUUCCAAAGAACAUUUGCCAGGAGCUACAUGUGACAGGCACACAAAUCCUAUCCUCCUCUCCUCCCCCUUCUGCUUUUCUAACUUCUCUUCCCCCUCACCACUCUCCCACUGUAAACAGUCUUGUCUUCACAAGGCUGUGUAAUCCCAGAAGCAUCCUUGCUUCUUUUGGGUGGUGUUCUUUCAGAGUAUUAAUCACCCUGUGAAGUGAAAGGGAAAAUAUGACCCAUGCAGCAUAUAUUCAAAAUGUAUGUCAUUGUCAAGUCCUGGUUUGUUGAGACAGAAUAUUACAGCAUUCAAUAAAUCAUGACUUUCAAUGAG